AGUGAGUUUGGAUGAUAAAUAGACAGAGAGUUUGUGCAGUCUUUCGAUGAACAUUUAGUUUUAGGACUGAAUUGAAGUUGAAUUAUUGUUACCCUUGCCACCAUUGGAAUUGUUUGAGUCCGUGAUUGAGGGUAAACCUCGAAUUAAACAAAUGCUUUUACUAUGAACCAACCAGUGUUGAAAUGCAUUGUCAAAUACCAUUGGAAAAAAUAUUUUGUGUUUUAAUGUUUCACCUUAGUUCAUCGCCGGCAACCCUGACAUUACUUUUACUCUAUCUUUCAGGAAUGUGUUCAGGAUCACCGGGAAGUGGCGGGACAAGUGACUCUAAGUACAACACCAAUGGGUUUAAUGGUACUAACCAGCAUCGUCACCAUUCUCAUGGUAAUAAUGAGACAAGGCCUUCAAGUGGUUCUGGUGUUUCUGCUAGUGAACCUUGUACCAACAGUGAAACAUCGAGCAACCCUUCAACUGGUUCUCCAAAUAGUGCCCAUUAUCCAGGGAAUAAUAGGAUCCAUAGACCGUUAAUUAGUGAAUCUGGAUCGACAAGUGAUAUUAAUUUAACCUCUUUUACCUGGAAUUUUGAUUUACCCUUAACAACAGCCACAACUACAACAACAUCCCAGUUAAGUGUAAGAUUGAAAAAGGAUCUCACUUAUAUUUCCUAUGAUACUCAUCGUCAUCAACAAAUCUAUUAUUCUCAAUUAUCAUCCCCAUCAUCACCAACUUCACAGCCAUUUUUACCAUCAUUUUCAACCUCAGUGCCAUCUUUAUCAUCUUCAUUACCAGGAAAACUUGAAACUUCAACCUCAACAAGCUCGACACCAGCAAAAACAAAACCAACAAGAACAACUUUUCACUCUUCUCCUUCCUCUUCCCAAUUAAUGGUGUUUCAUAAUAAACCACCAAUUUCAUCUUCCCUCUCCUCAUCAUCCCUAUCCAUUUCAGCAUCGCCCUCAUCCUCAUCAAACCAUAAAAGUAUUACCAAUAACUUAUUAACUCGUCCUUCAUCAUCUUACCACCAAGAAAGCCUAACAAGCUUAAAUCAAUUGCGAAUGUUUGAAGAAAAAGCAAUUCCAAAAAAUAUCACAGCCCAAGUUGGCCUUCCCGUCUAUCUUCACUGUAUAGUGGAACCAAUUGGUGACAAAAUGGUAUCAUGGAUUCGUCUACGUGAUUUUCAUUUAUUAACCGUAGGAUUAUUCACUUACUCAUCAGAUUCACGGUUUGUUAUACGCCAUGGAACCCUUCAACCCAAUGACUGGGCUUUACAGAUCAAACACGUUACACCCAAAGAUGAAGGGCUUUACGAGUGCCAAGUAAACACCGAUCCACCCAGAAGUCAAUAUUUUUAUCUCAAGGUUCUUGUUCCUUAUACCCGAAUCUCUGGAUCAGGCAAUGAUAUUAUUGUUAGCGCUGGAUCUGGAUCAACCAUUAACUUAACCUGUAUUAUAUCUCAAUCACCCAAUCCACCUUCCUAUGUUUUCUGGUACCACAACGAUCGAAUGAUAAACUAUGACCUUAAAAAUGAAGGACUGGGUCAGGUAUCAUUAACAAAAGAUCCAGUUCAAAGUGAUACAUUGAUAUCACGUUUAACCCUGCGAAAUGCUCGUUACAAUAGUUCAGGCAACUAUACCUGUGCACCGUUCAAUAUUGAACCUUCUUCCAUAUAUCUUCACGUUCUCCAAGGUGCAAAACAGCUUUCCCAUAAUUGGCCUCAAAAUGAUGAAGGAAGCUCAACCGAGUAUACAAGUUCCAAUCAUGGUGAAUCUAAUUACAAAUUUUUGGAGCAACUUUUCCCAUUCAAAUCAUCACCAUUCUCAUCUUGCUCAUCUUUAACCUCACUUCUUACAACGAUUAUUAAGUUUUUUAUCUUACUACUAGCAGCUGUAUUAAAUAACCAAUUGAUAUACAGUUGUGUUACAUGAUAAAGGGAAGUUCAAGUGAAGGCAGAGGAAAAAAAAAUUCAAGAGAUAAAGAGAAAGAGAAAAAAAUUGGAAGAAAAAUGAAGAUAAAAAUUGAAGCAAGAAGAUUGCAAUGAAAAAGACAAAAGAUGUUAAGUUAAUGACAAAGAAACAAAAGUUGAGGUGAGAAGAGCAUCGAGAAAGCUAAAGAUGAAAUUAAUGCAAAAAUAUGUUAACAUUAUAAUGAUGGUGAUGUUACAAGAUAAAGGAUGCAAAUUGGGCGUUCAUCAAGACAGGGAGUGAAAACUGGGAGUGAGACAUUCUUUUUUUAUACAGACAUGUGUAUUACAUUUAUAAUCAAAAUGAAUCAGUUUCCAUCUGAUUAAUAGUCGAUAUCAUUUUUUGUCUUUUUUUCAUCUUUAUUUUUCUUCUUAACUUUCUCUCUCUCUCUCUUCUUGAUGAUAAACUUCCAUUAAGGUUCAUGCGAGAUGAAAAAAAUGAGCCUCAUGAUUGUGUAUAAUAGCAACAUCUUUUUUGCCUUUUAUUUCGUUUCUUUUUUUGGAUAAAUGUAAUAACUUGACAAUGAUAUAAAUAACAAUGAAUAACAAGAAAACAAAACAAGAA
Tetranychus urticae (two-spotted spider mite) is the source of this 2522-nucleotide messenger RNA. RefSeq lists its product as uncharacterized. NCBI's taxonomy places the organism in Eukaryota, Metazoa, Arthropoda, Arachnida, Trombidiformes, Tetranychidae. Gene Ontology annotation, biological process: synapse organization. The record is from RefSeq and is a predicted model, not a curated record. Gene Ontology annotation, cellular component: neuron projection membrane.